Petromyzon marinus (sea lamprey) is the source of this 792-nucleotide messenger RNA. RefSeq names its product mitochondrial ribosomal protein L41 (gene MRPL41). Gene Ontology annotation, biological process: translation. The record is from RefSeq and is a predicted model, not a curated record. Gene Ontology annotation, molecular function: structural constituent of ribosome. Gene Ontology annotation, cellular component: mitochondrial large ribosomal subunit. NCBI's taxonomy places the organism in Eukaryota, Metazoa, Chordata, Hyperoartia, Petromyzontiformes, Petromyzontidae.
CGUGGUAAACUGAGUGCGAGGCGGACGGAAACGAAGAGAAGUGGGGGGGGGGGGCGCGAGUCGCCGCGUCUUGAGCCGCAUCGAGCCGCCCCCUCCCUGCGCUGCGUUCCGUGGGGGCCCCCGGGGUCAUUGAGCACGCGGGGACGGCUCCGGUGGGUGGCCGGUUAGAACACAUUGAGGCUGGCCUGCCUACGAACCAUCCUGGGUUUAUCCAGGCUGGAUUCUGUGAGGAGCUCACAAAUCCUUGAAAGAUCUGGACACGGUCCCAUCAGUGAGCUCCUCCGACAGUGAGCCAGGAUUUCCUCUGGAAAUGGGGCUGCUGUCGCGCGUGGCGCUCGGCCUGGUGCGUGGCGCCGACCGCACCUCACCGUUUACGAGCAAACGCGGCCCGCGAGACUUCUACAAGGGCCGCGGGGCACGCAUCGCCGGGCGUCACACGCCCUCGGGGAAGUUCGUGCCGGUGCGGGAGAUGAUCCCGGAGCUGGUCGUGCCGGACUUGACCGGCUUCACGCUGCGGCCGUACGUUUCGUACCGGGCGCCCCCCGGCUCGACGGCACCACCCACUGCACAGAGCCUCUUCGAUGCCGUGGUGGCGCCCGACAUGGAGCGCGACAUCAAGGCCGGAGCCUUCGACCCGGACGCGCUCGAGAAGUACGGGUUUGAGCCAUCGCAGAGCGGGAAACUUUUCCAACUCUACCCUAAGAACUUCCCGCGGUGAUCUCCCUCCCCGCCUGCCCUGCCCGCGGUUCUCCUUGGUUCCUGCGAAAUGAAUAAACAAAACGUUUGUCUCCA